Solanum dulcamara is the source of this 1050-nucleotide messenger RNA. Its product is annotated as probable receptor-like protein kinase At2g42960. The coding region runs from base 1 to 1050 and encodes 349 amino acids. Gene Ontology annotation, biological process: protein phosphorylation. The transcript is spliced from 4 exons. Gene Ontology annotation, molecular function: ATP binding; protein kinase activity. Gene Ontology annotation, cellular component: plasma membrane. The record is from RefSeq and is a predicted model, not a curated record. Lineage: Eukaryota; Viridiplantae; Streptophyta; Magnoliopsida; Solanales; Solanaceae.
AUGGAAAAGGAAUUUGUUGCAAUCAUCGUGACAAUAGUAUUUGUCACAAUACUUGUCAUGGUGGUGAAAUGCAUUUUCAAGAGAAGUAAUAAGCUAGUGGUUGCUCAAAAUGUGGAGUCCCCUACCAUUAAUGGUCUUUAUAAAUUCACAAUUGUUGAGAUUGAGAAUGCUUUAAAAAUUGGAAAUAUGAGAAGAAGAAAGUGGCUAGGGCAUGGAAGAAGAGGAGAGUUUUAUCAAGGGAUAUUACCAAGUGGACAGAGCGUGGCUAUUAAAGAGAUGAACAAAACAAAAGAUGCAAUGGACUCUUUUACUAGGGAAGUUGAGUGUCUAUCAAGAGCUAGACAUCCAGUCAUUGUUUGUCUCUUGGGUUUUUGUAAUGAAGAUGGAAAUCACUUUUUGGUUUAUGAACAUUCUUUUGGUGGAAAUCUAGCUCAAUAUUUACUCAGAGAAGAUACUGUUUUGACUUGGGAUAUAAGAGUUAAAAUACUAAGGGACUGUGCAAACGCAAUCACAUAUCUCCAUAACUAUAGUGGUGGCAGCAUUAUUCAUCGCCACAUUAAGCUUAGCAGCAUUCUUUUGAAUGAGACAUUGGAACCAAAGCUAUGUGGAUUUGGUCAAUCAAAAAUGUUAGGAAUGGAAGAAAGAAAAAUAUUUGGAGAUGUUUUGGAAAAUGGAAUGUACACAGACCCUGAAUACAAAAAGAGUAGGAUACUCACUUGUGCAACUGACGUUUAUAGCUUUGGGCUUAUAAUGUUGCAAGUCCUGUCUGGGAAAAAAAUUGCUCACUUCGAUAAAGAUGCCAGACACGUAUUGUUAACAAAGGCAAAGGAUGUGAGUACAGGAAAGCUUCCAAUCACUGAGUUUGAAGAUCCGAGGUUGAAAGGGAAACUAAUAAACCACGAAGCAUUGAAGUCCAUAUUGCAAAUUGCAGUAGUCUGUGUGUCUGAAACAAGAAGAGAGCGUCCAACAAUAGAACAAGUUUAUGAGGAGCUGAACGAUGCUUGGAGGCUCACCAAUAGUGGUUGGCCUAUUAAUGUUCCUCCUGUCUAG